AUGGUGAAAGAUCCCAAUCCCCCGGCCACCGCGGAGAUUGUCGAAUUGUACAAUAGUCUGCGUUCGAAAAUCCUCCUCCUCUACGAUCUGCGCUUAGUUCAUUUGAACUGUGAUUUCGAACUUCAAGCUGCUCGUUGGCGUUUGGAUACCUUCGCUCCCGAUCAGCCAUUACCUCGUGGUUUGGCCAGUGUGACUGUUCCUACUCCACCCAACGCGAGUCGUCCUGUUGCACCGGGGCAAGGGAACGAUUUAGAUAAUCCUAGUUCAACCAUGUCCUCGGCAAUUACAACCCAAAUCGAUCCGGCCAUUUUAACUGCUCUACGGGAGUGUGAUUCAAAGCGUCCCAUUGUACCGCGCUAUUCUCUUGGGGUUGCCGGAACGUUGGCUGCUGCCGCUGGCACAGCUGGCCUGGCAAUGGCCGUUUCAAACCAUGCUACCGGUGGAGCUCUAGGCUCCGAGGCUCAGGGCGCGAAUCUUAGCGGCUCAACGCGCAAGUCUACCUGUCCGUCACCGAAACUUACUGCUCAGUCUCCGGACUCAGUCACUCUGUCCGCAGCUCGGUCUCCUUCUGUACAUUCCCAAUCAACUUCUGAUUCACCCGCACCACACCGUGCUACUCCAUCUCGUUCGGUCAGUGGUGGUAGUGCUCCCGGUGGUUCGUCUGUCCUAUCCUCAGCCCCGUCCACCACAGAAGGUGCGCCGGAAAGCGCCCAACGUCGAAGACGUGCAGCCGCAUUGGAACAGAGUAGAGUCUUGAAAAAACUGAAAAUAAAGGGUCAUUUAGUUGACUGA
Molecule: messenger RNA, 792 nt
Organism: Echinostoma caproni
Lineage: Eukaryota; Metazoa; Platyhelminthes; Trematoda; Plagiorchiida; Echinostomatidae
Source: the annotation of a GenBank genome assembly